Molecule: messenger RNA, 3235 nt
Organism: Glycine soja
Lineage: Eukaryota; Viridiplantae; Streptophyta; Magnoliopsida; Fabales; Fabaceae
Product: BTB/POZ domain-containing protein FBL11
Exons: 19
Coding region: 78-3017 (979 amino acids)
Biological process (GO): SCF-dependent proteasomal ubiquitin-dependent protein catabolic process
Cellular component (GO): SCF ubiquitin ligase complex
Molecular function (GO): protein binding
Source: RefSeq, a predicted model, not a curated record
AUGGUGGCAAAGUUACGUGUUUCAUUUUAGUUUCUUCACAGACCAAACAGCACCACCGAAGUGAGUAACUACUCUCCAUGGAGGUCUCAGACGACGUCGACGACGAACACGUUAUCCUGCUUUGCACUAACACUGAUCCGAUCGAAACAACGGAAACCCUAAACGACGAGAUUCUCGUGUCCGCCACCGAUGUCCUCGCUUGGGAUCUCCCUACGACUCUCACUUUUCCGACUAUUAAAGUUCAGACACAUCGCAAUAGGCUCAUUGAACGAUCUCUGUAUUUUCGUGGUCUUCUCAGCAGGAGCUUCAGUGAAUCAUGCUUGGGAUCUGUCACCAUCAAUUGGAAUGUGAGGGAAUUUAUGCAAAUUCUUAAGCAUAUGUAUGGCUGCGUAUUGGAUAUUACGCUGGAUAAUUUCCUUCCUCUUUAUGAGGGUGCGCUUUAUUUUGGAGUGGAGACACUUCUCUUGAAGUGUGAGACGUGGCUUUCUGAGUUACUCUCACCCAAAAGGUUUCAAUCUACUCAAAUACAAAUGGAGGACUUGAUCCAAAUUUGGGAAUUUGGCUCUGAUUGUGCUAGUGACUUUAUCCUGCACUUAUGUAUGGGCUAUCUAGCAAGAAAUUUUAUGUGGGCAAAGCAUAGCAAGUCUUUUGGGAAACUUCCAUAUGACCUGCUAUUAUCUUUAGUAAAGCAUCCUCAUUUGACUGUUGACAGUGAGUUGCAUCUUUCUGAUGCACUUCUUCUCUGGCUUGAAAGUAACACUGAAAAUUUGGAGAGGCCAAGCAAAUCCGAAGAGAACUGCUAUGAAGUUUUGAAACAAAUUCGUGUAGGCCUUUUGCCUUUGUGGUUUGCUCUAGGAAAAAGAAACUCUUUCUAUUUUAGACAGCUGGCUGAGGAAAGCCUUGAUUCAAUUUUCCGACUCCUAAAUAUUGCUCCUAUGGGUUCAAUAGAUACUUUUGAGUAUAGCGACUUGCAUCAUCUCAGGAUUAGGCUGACAGAAUAUUCAAAGAAAGUGGACCUUUCUGGUUGCCCGCAAAUAACAUCUACAGUACUUCUUCUGUCACUCAUCCCUCAAUCAUAUUUAACAGAUCCCAUGGAAAAGAAUAUUAUAAAACAGUUCUUUAUUAAUUGUGGACAUCCUAUAAGAGAUAAAUCUGUGUUCCCACUAGAACUGUCAGAAACCUUUACCUUUGAAGCAGUUCAGGAGGUGGAUAUCUCUAAGUGUCGAAAUUUGAUUAUUGAGCAUGCUGUUGAUUGCUUCUGCAAGUUCUUUCCUUCUUUAAGAAUAUUGAAAGCAGCACAUCUUUUGAACAUUGGGACAAUCAGUUUCCUUCAAUUAUUGGAGAAAUGUACAAUGGUCUGCGAAAUUGACUUAACUGUUGAUAUUACCCCACUGAUACCAGCAGUUACUGUUGCAUCUUCUAGUCGUGCUAUGAUACCACUGGUACCAGAGAAGAGCUCUAGUGUUAACCAUAUAGCAGUGCAAAUCAUGCCAUAUAAUGAAUUUGGACCUCCUCUUUCUAAUGUUACAAAACUCACAUUUGAAGGAAGAACUGAUGUCAGUGAUUUGGGUCUCCAGUACAUCUCCAAAUUAUGUGUUUCAUUGCGUCACCUGAAUAUUAAAGGAUGCAUUUCUGUCACUGAUAUUGGCAUAUCAGAUCUCAUAUCCACGUGUAAAAAACUUAAUUCAAUUGUGGUUUGUGAUACUUCAUUUGGGAUCUAUUCAGUUCAAGCUCUUUGCUCAGCUAUUUCUGGUAGUGGCAACUUCCCCUCUCUACAUUCUAGAGAUAAGCGUUUGAAAUCUGUGGUGUCUAAUUUUGAAACGCUGCAUAUGGGUGGCUGCAGGGGUAUUAGUGAGUCAUCUCUACUAGAGCUUAUGUCUCAAGCACAAGUUUUGAAGAGUUUAUGCCUGAGAUGGACUGACCUGGUUGACCAGGCACUGUACAAUUUUGUAGGUUCUUCCUUGGAGAUGCUUGAUGUUUCUGAUACCAAGAUUUCUGGAGCUGCAUUAGCUCAUAUUAUUCAUGGAAAUCCAAGUUUAAAGUGUCUGAGAGCAAGAGGCUGUCAAAAUUUGUUUCCAGGAAACAAUUGUAUAGAAAAGAGAAAAUCUAGCUUUCCCUCUUUGCAUGAAAAACUGCAUGCUGAGUUAGGAAAAAUGUGUAGAUUGGAAGAAAUUGAAUUUGGAUGGGGAUUUUCUUCCUUCUCUUUGAGUGCUCUGGAACCUUUACUGAUGUCAUUAAAGACCAUCAAUAUAAGUUUAGGUGGAACGCUUGGUGAAGAUGCUUUGAAACAAUUACCUGCAAUCUGUCCCUUGCUAGAAACAAUAAUCCUUCAUUUUCAGGUAAUAUCUGAUAUGAUUGUGAUGAACUUUGUCACAUCCUUGAAAUACUUGCAAGUAUUAGCUCUGUGCUAUUGUUUUGGUGAUAUAUCCAUGUCAAGCUUCAAAUUCCCUAUGCAAAAUCUAAGAAAGUUGAGGCUUGAAAGAAUAACCCCAUGGAUGACAAAUGAUGACUUGGUGGUUCUAGCUCAAAACUGCAGAAAUUUGUUAGAGCUUUCAUUGCUAGGGUGUCCUCUUCUCGACCCAGAUUCUCUACAGAUAAUUACAUGUGGAUGGCCAGGCUUGGUCUCUAUCCAUUUAGAGGACUGUGGAGAAGUAACGGCUAAUGGGGCUUCUGCUCUUCUUGACUGCAAAGCUCUUGAAGAUAUCCUGCUGCGUCAUAAUGGCCCUGGGCUACCCAGAAACUUCAUUUGUUAUGCUGCUUCAGAGAUGCGAUUGCUUCGAAAAUUGUCACUGGAUAUAUGCGAUGCAAGUGAAGGUGAUUUUGACAUUCCAAAUCAGUAUGCAGACAAAUACUUUUUGAGUACCUUGAAGAUAGCUAGAUGCAAAUCUCAAAGAUGUGCUUUUAAUCUCCCAGCCCCUGCCCCAGGGGUUCAUAGAAGAUCUGUGCAUGUUGAAACUCUGGUGCUUGUGUGGAACAGCAGAGAUCUCAUCAGAACAGUGGUGAAGGAAAGGCUUUAGUAAAUGUAUGUCUGAGCAUUCAUCAUCCUUCUCACAUGUUGAUGAGUUAGUUUUACAAGUGAUUUGGUGGCAGUAAGUAAAACGCUUAGUGAUUAAGAUGAUCAUUUGUUUGUUAAGUAGUAAACAUCUGACAAAACGAUGUCAAGUUGAUUGAGAAUCCAGCCGUUGCACUUUGAUAACAGUCCUUGUUUAUGUUGUUCACGCUUUUUUCUUCUUUA